Molecule: messenger RNA, 2903 nt
Organism: Anolis carolinensis (green anole)
Lineage: Eukaryota; Metazoa; Chordata; Lepidosauria; Squamata; Anolidae
Gene: txndc5
Product: thioredoxin domain containing 5
Exons: 10
Coding region: 79-1323 (414 amino acids)
Biological process (GO): protein folding
Cellular component (GO): endoplasmic reticulum
Molecular function (GO): protein disulfide isomerase activity
Source: RefSeq, a predicted model, not a curated record
AGAAAGAGGGAGGCGGAGGAAGGCAGACGUGGCCUGGCCCGGCUCCCUCCCCUUCCUCCCUCCCUUUGCGCCUCCGCCAUGGUCGCCUCAGCUCGCGCCGCCGGCCUGGCCUUGGCGCUGAUGGCGGGCUGCCUGCUCUUAAGCGCCGCCCGCUCUGAGGAGACGGAGGAGGAGGAUGAGGAAGGGGACCCCCACGCCCAGCACCUCUACACGGCCGAGAUGCUGCGCCACGGAGCCCAGAGCGCGCCCCACUUCGUCAUGUUCUUCGCCCCCUGGUGUGGACACUGUCAACGUUUGCAGCCAACUUGGAAUGAACUUGCAGAAAAGUACAACAAUAUGGAAAACCCUCCUGCCUAUGUUGUGAAAGUGGACUGCACUACAGAUACUCCACUAUGUUCUGAAUUUGGCGUCAGAGGAUAUCCAACUCUAAAAUUACUAAGACCCGACGAAGAACCUGCAAAAUACCAGGGACCUAGAGACUUUCAGUCGCUGGAGAACUGGAUGUUGGAAACACUAAAAGAGGAACCCAGUCAGGAACAAGAAUCUGAACCGGAGCCUCCCAAAGCUCCUGAACCAAAGCAGGGCCUAUAUGAGAUUUCAGGAGCUAAUUUCAAACUACAUACAUCAGAAGGCAAUCACUUCAUCAAAUUCUUUGCGCCUUGGUGUGGCCACUGUAAGGCAUUAGCACCAACAUGGGAACAGCUGGCUCUUCUCCUUGAAAAUUCAGAAUCGGUAAAGAUUGGCAAGGUGGACUGCACACAGCAUAAUGAAGUCUGUUCAGCAAACCAAGUGCGUGGUUAUCCAACCCUCUUUUGGUUCAAAGAUGGAGAAAAGGUUGACCAGUAUAAAGGAAAGCGAGAUCUGGACUCUUUGAAAGAAUAUGUCGAUUCCCAAUUAAAAAAUUCAAAAGAAGCCUCAGAUGAUGAUGUUAAGCCCUCUGAAACACCACCAGCACCACCACCGAAAGAAAUUGCUCCGGAGGAAGAGAGCAAGGUCCUUUCCCUCUCAGAGAAGGAUUUUGAUGAAGAGAUUGCUAAAGGAAUCACCUUCAUCAAGUUCUAUGCUCCAUGGUGUGGUCAUUGUAAGAACCUGGCUCCCACAUGGGAGAACCUCUCAAAGAAGAAUUUUCCAGUGCCCAUGGAUGUCAAGAUAGCAGAAGUAGACUGUACCACUGAACGCAAUGUCUGCAAUAGAUACUCUGUGCGGGGCUACCCAACGCUGAUGCUUUUCCGUGGCGGGGAGAAGGUUUCCGAACACACUGGAGCCAGAGAUCUUGAAACACUGCAUAAGUUUGUUCUGCGGCAAGCAAAGGAUGAACUGUAAAAGCCUACCUGUUUGGAUGCAGCUUCUUAUAGCUGUGUCUGUCCAGUAACCAGGGGAUUUAAAUCAUGAAAACAUUGAAAUUUCUGACAGUGGUCAUUUGGGAAACUGAAUGUACCAAGGGGCAUCAUCUUAUGUGUGUGCGUUUGUAUUUCCUAAAGCCUUGCCCUAUUAAGGGAAUUAUGCAACCAUCAGUCACUGUUCAAAUUGGGAGUAUUUUCAGUACUGACUGCAUUAAUGAACUUCUAUGAUUAAGAAGUAAAUGGUCCUUUGGGGACUAAAAUAGGGAAGGGAAGGUUAAAAUUUAGCAUCAUUUCAGUGCUGGACACACAAGAUACAAACUUACCACAGGCAUAUAGUUUUCCAGAGCCCUACAUUAUUACCUUAAUUUUGUUAUACUGAUAAAUAACUAUCUUUUAAAAUUUCUCUUUAAAAAUGUUAAAAGGAAGCUAAAAAGGCAACUCUAGAAAAGGUACUUACCAUUAUUGAGGGAUGCAUUAUAAAGAAAUGGUACUGUGCUAUGUAUCUUCUUGUUAUUGAACAUGGUUGUCUGUUAGUUGCUGACAGCUGAAAAACACAAGGUCUUGUGAAGUCAUUGGCUCCCUUCCUACAGUCUCCAUGUUUAUUAGAGUAAAUAGAGGGUACUUUAAAAUUGGACUAUAAAAACAAAACAAUAACUCCUCUUAAGCCCCUAUUUAGCACAGCAACCAGGAUCUGUUUGGUUAAGAGUUUUAUCAGGGUCUGUUGGUUUAUCAUUUAAGAAAACAUGCAAGAAAUAAACGUAGACCCUUUUGAAUAGUUCCCUGUUUACCGAAUAUUUCUUUCCAAGUAAUAUAAACAAGGGAGGUAAGCGUACCUACAAAAUAUUUCUAGGCAGUCUCUAAUUUUGAGCAGAUUCUUUGCCCCCUGCCCAUUUGAUGUUUAAGAUAUGGUGUGAGAGAUAGAAUCAAAGCCAAAGAAGUUAUAGUGCAGGUAUUGAUUGGACGUUCAAUGAGAGUAGCAAACUAGAUGCUAAAAAUCGUACUAGUUUGUAUAUAAGCAUUUAUUGCCAUUUGUUUGGGAAGAAGUUGCAAGUUAUGUACACAUAGGUUCUUAUUUGUAAAAUAAUGUUACUGCUCAGCCUUCCUGAACCUGACAUCAACCACCUGAUAUGCUGGAUGACACCUCUUAUAACUGGUGAGGGCACUGUUUUUUUAGGGCAACAGGUUGGGGAAAAUUGUAUAUUACCAUUUGUUUCAAAUGGAGGGUUACAAUUACUAGUAGCCAUGUCUAUAUUCUUAAAUUUGUACUGUAGUUUAUCCUUUCUAUUAAAGGUCAUGGAUUUUGUCCAGCACAAAUUUGGAGAGAGUGAAAGAUGGAAUGUCUACCAAAGGGCUAAUCACAUAUGGCAGAUCUAUCACAUCAAUGCACAUGUUUCUGCCUUAAAAGGAUCCUUUAUUCAUGAUGGCUUUUUUAAAAAGCUAACAAAGCACAAUCUCAUGACAGGCUUGAGCUGUAACUCAUGAGUUUCCUGUACAAAAUCAAGUGGUACAGUUGUUUACACAAGCAAUUUCUGAAUAAAAGUAUCUUCUUUUUUACAAAAA